Closterium sp. NIES-65 is the source of this 262-nucleotide messenger RNA. Lineage: Eukaryota; Viridiplantae; Streptophyta; Zygnematophyceae; Desmidiales; Closteriaceae. The record is from the annotation of a GenBank genome assembly.
AUCAACAACGCGGCUCUAGGCUCCCUUAAACUUCUGGGUGACAAAAAAUACAAGGCCAUUAUGACCGUCCGAGAUCCCAGGGAUGUUGUGGUCAGUGGAUAUUUCUACCACAAAACAACACAAGAACCCUGGGUGCAUGAGCCACGCAGCGAGUAUGGAGGGAAAUCCUAUCAGCAGAUGCUGAACAACGUGAGCAAAUCCGCUGGGAUCAAUAUGGAAGUUGACAUGAUCACUGGAAGCACUUGGAGGAACGACACACAAG